AUGUCUUCGAAUACCUCGGCGCAUAUCACCAAUGUCCCGUCAAAUUUUGAGGUUUCUUCAGAUGAGACUUACGCGAUUUUUAGUAUUCCAAUUGAAAAAUCUGCGAAUGACGAUAGAGAAUAUCGGUUGAUCAGGCUUGCCAAUGAUUUGGAGGCCUUACUUAUUCGUGAUCCGAAAACCGACAAGUCAGCUGCUGCGAUGGAUGUUCAUAUUGGACAGAUACAUGAUCCGGAUGACGGAUGGAGAAGAUAUCAAUUGGAACGUAGUCUUUCUAACCCUGAUCACCCAUUUUCGCAGUUUGGGAUUGGCAACCUUGAAUCUCUAAAAGAAAUUCCCCUCAAGGCGGGUCUUGAUAUCAGGGAAGAAUUAAUAAAACAUCACAAAAAGUAUUAUUCUUCCAAUUUGAUGAAAUUGGCUGUAUUGGGCAGAGAAUCACUAGAUCAAUUAAGUAAUUGGGUCGUGGAAAAGUUUACGGAGGUCGAAAAUAAAUCUAUUCCAAUACCUAUUCCCGAUGGAUAUCCUAUAACUGAUAAGGAAUUGGGUUGGGCCAACACAAUGAGCUCCUAUUCUGUGCAUCAAAGUGUGGGAUUUGAAGUUCUCAAGAUUUCGAUCGAUCUUACCGAAGAAGGUCUUGCCCAUUAUGAGGAGGUUGUGGAAAUUUGCUUUCAAUAUAUCAAUAUGUUGAAAGAAGUUGACCCUAAAGAGCAAGAGAGUGUAUUUAAAGAAAUUCAAUCGGUUGAAGAAAUUGAUUUCAGAUUUCUAGAAAAAAGCUACCCAUCAUAUUAUGUCUCGGAGGUUUCAAACUACAUGCAGCGUCCAUAUCCUCGCGAAUGGAUAUUAAGUGGCCCGUACUUAACACGAAAAUAUGAUUCGAAACUUAUUGCCGAAGGGCUGGAGUAUCUAAGUUGGGAUAAGUGUGUUCUCACGCUAUCGAGUAAAUUGCUGAGUGGGUUCGAUAAGAAAGAACGAUGGUUCGGUACAGAAUAUAAAUUUGAACCAAUCAAUGACAGAUUAUUAAAGUCAUUGCAAAGUCUUACACUAAAUCCCGAACUCGAGGUUCAUCCUGCAAACGAAUUUAUUCCGACAAAUCUUGAUGUCGAAAAGCUUGAAAACGUUACGCCUUUAGAACAUCCCCGUAUUAUUAGAAAAACGGCACUGGGUCGUAUUUGGUAUAAAAAAGAUGAUCAAUUCUGGGUCCCAAAGAUUGAGGCACAUUUUUUGCUAAAGACUCCAAUUGCUCAUCUCACGCCAUUACAUUCUGUUAAGACUCGACUAUACGUGGAUCUUGACGGUGGGAUUGGAGUAUCUGUAGUUGGGUAUAAUGACAAGGCCACCCUUCUCUUAGAAAAAAUUCUUGAGAAAAUGAAAAAUUUUACCGUUGAACCUGAAAGAUUCUCCAAGAUUAAAGAGGAAUUAAAAAGGGUUUAUCAAAAUCGCUUGUUAGAUUCUCCAUCUACUCUUUCUAGAUAUCAUAAAACAUACAUCCUUAAGCAAAAAAUGUGGACCUAUCAAGAAAAACUUUUGAUGUUAGAACAGAUCAAUUAUGAGGAUAUACAAAAAUUUUAUCCAAGAUUAUAUGAACGUAUGUUUUUCGAAGGAUUAAUUCACGGCAAUAUGAGCAAACCCGAAGCUAUCAAUAUGAUAGAUGUUAUCGAAAGGAUAUUGGAAUCGAAGGAGUUAUUGCCAUCACAAUUAAUUAGCGAUCGAACUAUAUUGCUACCAAUUGGAAAGAGAUAUGUUUUUUCCACGGAGGUUUUUGACAAAAAAGAAAUCAAUUCUGCUAUAAAUUAUAGUGUGCAGGUUGGAGAUAAAAUAGAUCAGGAAUUGCGGAUAAGGCUAGACCUGGUAGGGCAGAUCGCCGAUGAACCUUGUUUUGACCAAUUGAGAACAAAAGAACAAUUAGGGUAUUCAGUAUAUUGUGCUACGAAAGAAAUGACCAGCACAAUGGAGUUUCGAGUAGUUAUUCAAAGUGAAAAGGACACUGUAUAUUUGGAAAAGAGAAUUGAAGCGUUUUUAGAUAAGCUACAGGAAAUAAUCGAAAAUCUAUCAGAGGAAGAGUAUCAAAAACACGUUAACUCAUUGAUUGAAAAGAAAUUGGAAAAAAACAAAAACCUGAGUGAUGAAUGUCAGAAAUAUUGGUGCAUUAUUUGUUCCGGUUAUUAUGAAUUUAAUAAGAUUGAAGUUGACACCAAAGGUCUUCGUGAACUUAAGAAACCCGAACUCUUGAAAUUCUACAAUACCUACAUUCAUCCAAAAUCUCCGAGUCAAAAGAAAAUUUCGAUUCACAUGAAAUCCCAAAAUCUCGAGCUAAUUAAAAUGUAUAACAACAUUGAUAUAAAGAAACUACAUGAAUACAUAUCAUCACAAGGAUUUCCUAGCAUAACGGUCGAGGAAUUGCAAAGUGCGAUUGACCUACUAAAGGCGCAAGAUGCUGGGUUGGACCGGAGCAAAUUUGAGGUGUUUGUGAAAAGAUUCUUUUUAUCUAAAAUUGGUAGUGAAGCGGAAGAUAAAAUGUUGGAUGGUGUGGUAAUCAAUAUCGUUGAUCUGAUUUUUGGAAGUAUGGGGGCGGUGAACGGCGAAAAUCCGGUGAAGGGAAUAGACAAAGAUAUUCGAAAAAAUGAAGAGAUUGAAUGUGAAUUAUCUGAACAGAAUGAAAUUAUCGAUGACGUGAUUUUAUUUAAGACUAAGAUGGAAUUAAGUUCAGCACCUUAUCCUCUUUUAUCUUUAGCUAGCUUUAUGCAUGAAAACUAG
Molecule: messenger RNA, 2751 nt
Organism: Acaulospora colombiana
Lineage: Eukaryota; Fungi; Glomeromycota; Glomeromycetes; Diversisporales; Acaulosporaceae
Source: the annotation of a GenBank genome assembly